AUCGUCUCCCCUCCCCCAUCCAAUUUGUGUGGUGGAGGACUCCCAUGAGUUAAUACGGCGAACCACUUGCUCCUCCUCCUCUUCCUCCUCUCCUGUGGCAGUAUUCGCCUCCAAUUCCUCACUUCCAAAAGAGGGAGAGAAGAAGAAGAAGGGAAGGGAGGGAGAGGAGAGAGAGAGAGAGAUGGGGAUCGUGGAGGAGGCGCAUAACGUUCGGGUGUUGGGGAAUGGGGAGAGGACCAUCGUGCUGGCGCACGGGUUCGGGACGGACCAGUCGGUGUGGAAGCACCUGGUGCCGCAUUUGGUGGAGGAUUACCGGGUGGUGCUGUUCGAUAACAUGGGGGCGGGGCCCACCAACCCGGACUACUUCGACUUCGAGCGCUACACCACGCUGGAGGGCUACGCCCUCGACCUCCUCGCCAUCCUCGAGGAGCUCCACGUCGCCUCCUGCACCUUCGUCGGCCACUCCGUCUCCGCCGUCAUCGGCGCCCUUGCCUCCAUCUCUCGCCCCGACCUCUUCUCCAAGCUCGUCAUGCUCUCCGCCUCCCCCAGGUAUCUGAAUGAUGUGGACUACUUUGGGGGAUUUGAACAGGAAGAACUGGACCAGCUUUUUGAUGCCAUGAGAUCUAAUUACAAGGCAUGGGUAUCUGGAUUUGCUCCAUUAUGUGUGGGAGGAGACUUGGAUUCGGUAGCAGUUCAGGAGUUCAGCCGAACACUUUUCAAUAUCCGUCCUGACAUUGCCUUAAGUGUAGCACAAACAAUAUUCCAAAGUGAUGUGAGGCGUCUCCUAGGCCUUGUUACAGUUCCUUGUCACAUCCUUCAGAGUAGCAAGGAUCUUGCAGUGCCUGUUGUGGUAUCUGAGUACUUGCAUAAGAACAUCACGGGUAUUUCCAUUGUCGAAGUUAUGCCCUCAGAAGGCCAUCUUCCACAGUUGAGCAAUCCAGAAAUGGUCAUUCCUGUUCUGCUUAGGCACAUACGGUUUGACAUAGAAGUCUAAGAAGACUCCACAGAGCUAAACAAGCUGUGUAUUCUCCCCAUGUUAGCAGCACAAGAUGCUCUUGUUUGAAUUACAAAUAAGAUUUCAGACUAUCCAAAAUUGUUGUAAUGCUAGGCAAAGUCCCAACUGUAGUUGUAUAUUAACGUUGCUGAUAUUCUGUUACAGGACACCUUCUGUUCUGAAGUUUGCUUCCACUUCCAACAAAAAAAAAAAGGGAAAAAGAAAACAAAUGCACACACAACGGCGACGGCAAACCACUCCCAUCAAACAAAAAAGGGGGUUUUCUUCUUUUCUAGUAGUGAAUCCAGUCGUAUGUAAGAGUAUCCUGAUUAUUUACUGGUGGCAAAGGCAUGAUGUUUUCUUUGCUGUA
Messenger RNA from Elaeis guineensis (African oil palm), 1364 nucleotides. Its product is annotated as probable esterase D14L. NCBI's taxonomy places the organism in Eukaryota, Viridiplantae, Streptophyta, Magnoliopsida, Arecales, Arecaceae. The record is from RefSeq and is a predicted model, not a curated record.